Messenger RNA from Xenia sp. Carnegie-2017, 1501 nucleotides. RefSeq lists its product as uncharacterized. NCBI's taxonomy places the organism in Eukaryota, Metazoa, Cnidaria, Anthozoa, Malacalcyonacea, Xeniidae. The record is from RefSeq and is a predicted model, not a curated record. The transcript has 6 exons. Bases 174 to 1139 code for a protein of 321 amino acids. Gene Ontology annotation, molecular function: protein binding.
UAAUUUUGUUCGCUACAUGGUCUACAAAGAACACAGUAGGUUGUCAAAGGAAGAUAUUAUUUACUUCUUUGACUGGAACAAAACUCAAAAGUUAUCUUUAUUUGUUAUGGUGACUCAUUACUGUUCUAAACAGAGUCGAACAAACAAACAAGCAAGUGAAUGUUAACAAGAAGAUGGCCAAAGGGACAGCAAUAUUUAUUAUACCAUGUCUUUUUGUGUCGACAAUAUGGAGCGGAACAUGUGCUGGAAUAAAUUACUUAGACGUGUACAUAACGAGACGAGAGCUCAAAAGAUUUCUUUCAGACUUUGACUUUCGUGAUUUCUACAUCAUCCGACAAGGUGUCAUCGACAACUUUGUCAAAAAUAAAGCAACGACUGUGAUGUACCCGAUCAAGUCAAGUAUUAACCAUUUGGAGUUAAAAUUUCAAUCGAAACAAAAACUCUACUACAAAAUUAAUCUGUCCUCAAGUGACAAAACUGUUAUGGGACAGCCAACAACGACAAUCAAACGAAACGGUCUCGUCACUAAGAAAACAUCAUCGUUCAGAAUACGAUUCCCAUGUACACGUCGAAAAACUGCUUUGGCAAUGUUAAAGAUUAAAAUGGAGUUCAUGUUGCCAUCAAACAAAAGAAAACCUAUAGCAAUGUUUGAGUUGAUCUUGAAAAGAAGUUGUGAGAAGGGAUCUCAAGACUCGGUGAGGACUGAAAAACCAAGCCUGGCAGAGCCUCACCAAGUAUGUAAUAAGAAAUGUGACAAAAGAAGCGUCAUGAAGAAGUUAUGUCUUAACGAUUUUGCAAUACGUGGCAGAGUCGAAAAAAUUACAAAAGGAAACAAUGGAAAUUUACAACUUAAAGUGCGAGUCACCAAGCGAUACAAGCUUAGUCGAGUUUCUAUCGGGCAUAGAAUAAUGAUGGAGGUCAUCGGCAAAGAAGUCACGUGCACAUGUGAACCAAUAAAAAUUCGAAAAACUUAUCUUUUCCUUGGCAAAGAAAGGAGAAGAACUGCGACCUUUUUCUUGGACAACAACACCUACGCCAUUGCCUGGCACAAAGGAGGAAAAAAGUUGGCAAAAUUACGAAAGAGGAAAGACACUUGUCCCAAACGCUUCGGCACACGUUGGUAUCCACAAGAAGUUUAAGUACAGUGCAAAUAUGUAUGCGCCAUUUUUCAAUGUACAUUUUUUAGAAAAUUUGUUGCCAAUUAUGUUCACAGGAAUAUGUGAAUCAGUUGAUGUUUAAAAUUGAGAAAAUAAACUGCAUAAGAUUAGGAUGGUUGUUUUAUAUUUACUCUUUAAUUUCGUAUCUUAUAUAAAAACGAUACAUGUCAUAUUUUACUAGAAUAUAUUAGAAUUAUCUGUAAACCUGUAAUCUCAAAAUUAUCUAUUUUUUAAUCGGAUUAUUCAAGCAAAUGUUUAAGCUCAAAAGUUUAGUUGGUUAUUUCAACAAACGAAAAUUCAAGGCAAUAAUAAAAUGGAUAUGAGAAAUAAUCUUUACAUUGCAA